AGUUUUCUGAGCCACCCAACGCCCCUCUAAGGUUUCUAAUAUAAAAGUUAACGUAAACUUUUGUCGUCUCAUGGUUCUUGUUGUGCGUGCAAUUUUGUCUCAAAGCCGAUGGGAGUGCACCCUCUUCCACUGACAGCAAGUAGAUGUAAUAAAUAUUUCAUCUGCUCUGCUGGACUAAAUCUACACAAUCUGUGUGACAGAAGUCAGCACAACACACGGAGAAGAAGGAUAUCAUUCCAGAAUUCCCCAACCUGUCAGACUACUUCCUGGACACGCCUCCUUUUCUAGCAAAGGAACAUCUCUGUACAGAAAGAGGAAGUGCUUUAAUCUUAUUCUCUGAUUCUGUGUGUGUCUGCUGUUGGUGUGUAGGGAGCUGACCUUUCACCUCUGUGCGGCAGUCAGACUGAACUGGAGCGCUCCAAAGAUGGCUAGACCAAGCUCAAAUUUAACAGAGUUUCGUGAGGAUUUUGCUAAAGCCAAGCACAUUGCUAUCAUUACGGGGGCUGGAGUGAGUGCAGAGAGUGGAGUACCAACCUUUAGAGGACAGGGGGGCUACUGGAGGAAAUGGCAGGCACAGGAUUUGGCAACCCCUGAAGCUUUCUCUCGAGAUCCUUCUUUAGUUUGGGAAUUUUACCAUUACAGGCGUGAGGUUAUGCGCAGUAAGAUGCCAAACCCAGCCCACCUGGCUAUAGCGGAGUGUGAGUCCCGUCUCAGCAAGCAGGGGCGCUCUGUUGUGAUCAUCACUCAGAACAUCGAUGAACUGCACCAUCGUGCUGGUUCUGAACAUGUCUAUGAAAUUCACGGAAGUCUGUUUAAAUCCCGCUGCAUGAGCUGUGGAGAAGUCAAAGCCAACCACAAGAGUCCAAUCUGUCCUGCUCUGGAGGGGAAAGGAGAGCCUGACCCCGGUGCCAAGGAUGCCAGAAUACCAGUGGAGCACCUGCCCAGGUGUGACAGAAGUGGCUGUAAUGGAUUGCUGAGGCCUCAUGUGGUUUGGUUCGGAGAGACUCUGGAUUCAGAUAUUCUCACCGCUGUGGAGCAGGAGCUGGAAAAAUGUGAUCUCUGCUUAGUGGUGGGCACCUCCUCCAUAGUUUACCCAGCAGCCAUGUUUGCUCCUCAGGUGGCAGGUAGAGGAGUGCCUGUAGCUGAAUUCAACAUGGAGUGCACACCUGCUACUAUGCGCUUUAAAUAUCACUUUGAGGGUCCUUGUGGUGUCACACUGCCUCCUGCCCUGGAACGCCACGAGAGCGAGGUCAUUUAAGGAGAGAGAAGGCAUGACCCAUUCGUUCAUGCCUACUGCAUAGAGCACUUUAACUGAGAGCACAUGGGAUUGGUUCAUGCCUUCAUGUGAUUGGUUUUCUUAUAGUUUGCGUACUAUUAAGAUUUACUGCAAAGGCUGAAAUAAAAUUUUAAAUAGUG
Molecule: messenger RNA, 1416 nt
Organism: Cyprinus carpio (common carp)
Lineage: Eukaryota; Metazoa; Chordata; Actinopteri; Cypriniformes; Cyprinidae
Product: NAD-dependent protein deacylase sirtuin-5, mitochondrial
Molecular function (GO): NAD+ binding; protein-malonyllysine demalonylase activity; protein-succinyllysine desuccinylase activity
Source: RefSeq, a predicted model, not a curated record